AUGGCCCUGGCAGCAUCAUCAGGAGGCACACACCAAGUGACAAUCCAUGUUGCUCUUCAUCACCUUAAACCUGAAGGCAAGUUAGGGACAGUAUUGGUUGGUAAUAUUGAACAUAAUGUGUGUAUUGCACUUAAUGUCACAUUGACGGAGCUUCAGUCUAUUGCCUGCAACCAGCUCGAUCCAUUAUGGGCUGAAUGGUCACACAAUCACUCACUGUCUCUGUAUAGCUUGGAGAUACACAAGUCCCCAAAAAUGCUUUUGUAUGAUCCAUGGCAGCCAUCCCUUAAUGCUGAUGAGCCAGUCCUUCGAGAGUUCUUCCUCUGA
Molecule: messenger RNA, 324 nt
Organism: Suillus subaureus
Lineage: Eukaryota; Fungi; Basidiomycota; Agaricomycetes; Boletales; Suillaceae
Exons: 2
Coding region: 1-324 (107 amino acids)
Source: RefSeq, a predicted model, not a curated record